Molecule: messenger RNA, 2040 nt
Organism: Ooceraea biroi (clonal raider ant)
Lineage: Eukaryota; Metazoa; Arthropoda; Insecta; Hymenoptera; Formicidae
Product: insulin-like growth factor I
Biological process (GO): positive regulation of insulin receptor signaling pathway; positive regulation of MAPK cascade; positive regulation of activated T cell proliferation
Cellular component (GO): extracellular region
Molecular function (GO): protein serine/threonine kinase activator activity; growth factor activity; hormone activity
Source: RefSeq, a predicted model, not a curated record
CGAGAGAGUCCAUCGAGCCUCCUCUAUUCCUCCUCCACCUCCUACCUCUUCUUCCACUGCUUCUCCCUCCUUAUCGUACCUCUCUCCCCCUGAAAUCUAGAACAAGAACCGCGUGGCGAGGCAGCCCGGUACCAGUGGCACCGACGAACUCGGUACCAACGGAGGUCUUUUCAAGGUUUCGAAUCUUGUAGCAUCGUCCACGCCGCGAGAUUCCUCACGACAGCGUCGGGGAAACCAACGGGAAGACCGAAGAAUCUUGAGAAGCAAUUCGACUCGAAGAAAAAGAAAAGCCGUUUGAGCUAUUGUUUGGCUGCAGAGGCUACCAAACGUUAGACCGCACAUUGAGACUGAGGACCAGCUCGCGAGGAUUCGAUCCGAGCUAGCGAAUGCGCCCACGAAGGAUACUGAAGCAUCAGGACUCUCGGAAUCUAGACAGAGAGCGAGAAAGAGAGAGACAGCUUGCUGCCGGCUCGCCACUUUUUCCACAAUCCUUACAGUGACCGUCCAAGUCAAGAAACGUGAAGAUGAGACACGUGAUGAACAAGACGAAAACGGUGCUUCUGCUCGCGCUGCUGCUCCUAAACGUCCUUCUCGCCGCCGGAUACGUUCCCUACAAGAAGUCACAUCUGAAGAUGCAGAAGCUGUGCUCCAAGAGCCUGAGCGAUGCCCUGUACGUCGUCUGCCGGGAGAGUGGCUACAAUGAGCCCUUCUCGUACAGUGGUGAGGACGAGCCGAGGGCGGACACCGGGCCCGGACUUGUCGAGGAGUGCUGUUACCACUCGUGCAGCUACGAUCAGCUCACGCAGUACUGCAAACCCUUGCCGGAAGAGAAACGAGCUGACUCGAGAGACGUCAUCGGGGAGUCGAACGUAGCGAAUUUGCCUUAUUCCACAUCGACGAGAGAUCUGUCGUCGGAGCAGAAUCCACCAUUGGAGAUGGACCAUGUCGGCGGUGCGAUAAAACGUAAGGUCGAUGAUUUGAAAAGGGGACGGCACAGGGGGAAAGGUGGUCGCAAUGAUGAUGAAUGCAGGGGAAAGGCUGAUGCGAAAAAGCGACAUCGCGGCAGGCAUUGCAGAUGCCGGCAUCGGCGUCUGCAGUGUCGCCGAGCUAGCAAGGUUUCCCAUGGCAACGUUAAGCCUCUAGUUAACAAAUUUACUACAGCACCGCCGACACAAAACACUACAUCGUUUCCUGUUACAUCAUAAUAGAACUUAUAACGUUAAAAACGAUAAUCAAUUAGCGACUGUCCACACGGAAAAAAUAAGGAUUAAAAAAAGUCUGCGAGAAGCGACGUGCUCGGAAAGAAUCCUUUUCUUUCUUCAGUAUCAUCAUUUGAACGUUUUGAUUGAUUAACAAAACUUAACAGAGGAAAACGUAAUCCACGAAAUACAAUUUUUCGCGAUCUUGGACGAAUUUGGAAGGAUUCACGAUUAAGGAAGCAAAGAAGAUCGAUUAUUUCGUGUGCGAGGCUACAACUUUUCUUUUACAAUGCCAAGAACAAUGCCUCUAAAGAAAAAGUGAAAUUUGAUGACAUGUCUCAAAAACCAUCACGGACUACAUCGAAUGCAAUAAUAAUAAUAAACUCGAAUUAGAACACGAUUCGAGUGAUCAGGCCGUGAUCUCGAAAAAAAGAUUUCAACAAGUGACUCCGACGUAAGAGCUCCGACGAAGAUUCGAGAAACAGCCGGAUUCGGACAUUCGCUAGUGAUGUUAGUUUUAUUGAUGACUGAUGAUCUCAUUAGUAUUAAAUUUCUCGUUAUAUAAAUUUAAGGUUUAAGUUAAAGCAGAGUAUGAAACAUAUCGACGAACGCGUACUUUAUUAGUCCAUCCAUGCAGGUGGACAAAAACUAAAUGCGGAAUUGUAAAUUUUAAUAAAGACAUAUACAUCUCCAGGUUGUAAGUAGAAGUUUUGUAUCAUCUACCACACAUAGCAUAGCAUACAUCUGAAUUGUAUCGCUCAUUCGAAGAAUCCUAGUUAAUGUCUGCGUUAACAACCAAUUAUAGUUUUAAUAAUAAUAGACCAAUAAACGUUUAUACAAA